AACCUGAAUGCCUCACCAGUCACAUGACGAUCACAGAGAAAACCGGAAACACAGCAGAGCACAACAGCUGAUUACAACCUCAAAAGAAGGGGAAAACCAACAUGACUACAGCAGCUCUGACUGCGGGUCUGGAGAGGAUCCCGGAUCAACUCGGGUACCUGGUGAUCAGCGAGGACGGGGUGCUGGCUUCUGCAGGUGAGCUGGAGAACGAUGAACACACGGCAGGCGUGAUGAUGCAGAUGGUUCGUACAGCCAGUCGAUUCAGGCUACCUGGAUCAGCUGAUCCACCCUUCAAACGCAUGUCAGUAAUCCUGGAGGACUUCGUCUACACAGUGACGGUUUCUGGUCAGAAGGUCUUUGUGGUCAAACGUCAGAACAACCAGCAGGAACCAAUCAGUGUUUAGAGACCAGAGAACAAGGAAUGAGGUGGCAGUCAGCUGAUCUGAGGUCAGAGGUCAACUUCUGGAGGGCAACCCGCAGCAGGGCGUCGAGACGUGUUUGUAACUGUUUGAAUAAAGUUUUGUAUGUUUGACUUUGUGUAUUUAACAAGGAAAUAAAGAUUCUGAAUGUUUA
This is a messenger RNA of Notolabrus celidotus (New Zealand spotty), 573 nucleotides long. RefSeq names its product late endosomal/lysosomal adaptor, MAPK and MTOR activator 4 (gene lamtor4). Gene Ontology annotation, molecular function: guanyl-nucleotide exchange factor activity. Gene Ontology annotation, cellular component: lysosome; Ragulator complex. Lineage: Eukaryota; Metazoa; Chordata; Actinopteri; Labriformes; Labridae. The coding region runs from base 102 to 404 and encodes 100 amino acids. Gene Ontology annotation, biological process: cellular response to amino acid stimulus; positive regulation of TOR signaling. The record is from RefSeq and is a predicted model, not a curated record. The transcript is spliced from 4 exons.